Myodes glareolus (Bank vole) is the source of this 1738-nucleotide messenger RNA. RefSeq names its product tubulin epsilon 1 (gene Tube1). The record is from RefSeq and is a predicted model, not a curated record. NCBI's taxonomy places the organism in Eukaryota, Metazoa, Chordata, Mammalia, Rodentia, Cricetidae. Gene Ontology annotation, cellular component: microtubule. Gene Ontology annotation, molecular function: GTP binding. Gene Ontology annotation, biological process: microtubule-based process.
UUCUUGCGGCAGCGACGUGAUUUACGGCUGCCUGUCGUAGCGCGUCUUUGGGCUCGAAUGCCGGGGCGGGAGUCUCAGCGGGACCGCUCCUGCUGCUGGUCCGCGGGCCGGGAUGACCCAGUCGGUGGUCGUACAGGUCGGACAGUGCGGAAACCAGAUCGGCUGCUGCUUCUGGGACCUGGCACUGAGGGAGCACGCCGCGGUCAACCAGAAAGGAAUUUAUGACGAUGCACUCAGCAGUUUCUUCAGGAACGUGGAUACCAGAGUGGGUGGUGAUGGCAGCAGUAUUUCCAAAGGAAGAAUAUCCUCUUUAAAAGCACGAGCAGUUUUGAUUGACAUGGAAGAAGGAGUAGUUAAUGAAAUUCUCCAGGGACCGCUGAGAGAUGUGUUUGAUAGCAAGCAGCUCAUCACUGAUAUUUCUGGCUCGGGAAACAAUUGGGCUGUGGGUCACAAGGUUUUUGGAAGUCUUUACCGGGAACAGAUUCUAGAGAAGCUCCGCAAGUCAGCAGAGCAGUGUGACUGUUUGCAGUGUUUCUUCGUCAUACACUCCAUGGGAGGAGGAACAGGAUCUGGACUUGGCACGUUUCUGCUAAAGGUGCUCGAAGAUGAAUUCCCAGAUGUGUACAGAUUUGUGACAGCGGUUUAUCCUUCGAGUGAGGACGAUGUCAUCACCUCGCCUUACAACAGCAUGCUGGCCAUGAAGGAACUGAAUGAGCACGCAGACUGUGUGCUGCCCAUUGACAACCAAUCUUUAUUUGACAUCAUUAGCAAAAUUGAUCUUGUAACUUCUGGCAAGUUGGGUGCAGCUGUGAAGCCUAAGAGUCUAGUUACCACGAAUAUGGGGACUGUUACAAAGUGCCCCAAGAAGCCUUUUGACGCAAUGAACAACAUUGUGGCCAAUCUGCUCCUCAGCCUGACAAGCUCUGCAAGAUUUGAGGGAUCCCUUAAUAUGGACUUGAAUGAGAUCAGUAUGAACUUGGUUCCUUUCCCUCAGCUUCAUUAUCUUGUGUCAAGCCUUACACCUCUGUACACUCUGGCAGAUGUGAACAUUCCCCCUCGAAGAUUGGACCAGAUGUUUUCGGAUGCCUUUAGUAAAAAUCACCAGCUCAUCCAAGCAGACCCCAGACAUAGUCUCUACCUCGCCUGUGCCCUCAUCGUUAGAGGAAACGUACAGAUUUCAGAUCUUCGCAGAAAUAUUGAAAGGUUGAAACCUGCUCUGCAUUUUGUCUCCUGGAAUCAAGAAGGCUGGAAGACUAGCCUGUGUUCAGUGCCACCUGUAGGUCACUCCCAUUCGUUAUUAGCCUUAGCAAACAACACGUGUGUGAAGCCCACCUUCAUGGAACUGAGAGAAAGGUUCAUGAGGCUCUACAGGAAAAAGGCUCACCUCCAUCAUUAUCUUCAAGUUGACGGGAUGGAGGAAUGUGCUUUUGCAGAAGCUGUGUCCUCUCUGUCAGCUCUCAUACAGGAGUAUGAUGAACUUGAUGCCACAAAGAGCAUGCCUGUGCUGGAUGUGCCUCGGCUAAGCGUGGCCUUGUGAAAGAAGCAGCUAAACAUGCACUGUUACUUGCUCUGACUCACAUUCGUUUUUCCCCUUUGUCUUUCACACUGUCUAUGAUUCAGAAAGUCCAGUUUGUUUUUCACAGUGUCAGGAAGUCAGGAAGUAUUUUAUCUAAAACAACAGCUUCUGUUUUGUUAAUAUAUACAUUAACAAAAUAUAAUAAAAAUAAUAUAUAUUUUA